Lipotes vexillifer (Yangtze River dolphin) is the source of this 2371-nucleotide messenger RNA. It is a transcript of the gene NEUROD1, whose product is annotated as neuronal differentiation 1. The record is from RefSeq and is a predicted model, not a curated record. Gene Ontology annotation, molecular function: protein dimerization activity; DNA-binding transcription factor activity, RNA polymerase II-specific; E-box binding. Bases 1 to 1071 code for a protein of 356 amino acids. Gene Ontology annotation, biological process: positive regulation of transcription by RNA polymerase II; axon development; nervous system development. Lineage: Eukaryota; Metazoa; Chordata; Mammalia; Artiodactyla; Lipotidae. The transcript has a single exon. Gene Ontology annotation, cellular component: nucleus.
AUGACCAAAUCGUACAGCGAGAGUGGGCUGAUGGGAGAGCCUCAGCCGCAGGGUCCUCCGAGCUGGACAGACGAAUGUCUUAGUUCUCAGGACGAGGAGCACGAGACAGACAAAAAGGAGGACGACCUCGAAGCCAUGAACGCGGAAGAGGACUCACUGAGGAACGGGGGAGAGGAGGAGGAAGAAGAGGAGGAUCUGGAAGAGGAGGAAGAAGAGGAAGAGGAGGACGAUGAUCAAAAGCCUAAGAGACGCGGCCCCAAAAAGAAGAAGAUGACCAAGGCGCGCCUGGAGCGUUUUAAGCUGAGACGCAUGAAAGCUAACGCCCGGGAGCGGAACCGCAUGCAUGGGCUGAACGCGGCGCUGGACAACCUGCGCAAGGUAGUGCCCUGCUACUCCAAGACACAGAAGCUGUCCAAAAUCGAGACACUGCGCUUGGCCAAAAACUAUAUCUGGGCUCUGUCGGAGAUUCUGCGUUCCGGCAAAAGCCCUGACCUGGUCUCCUUUGUACAGACGCUCUGCAAGGGCUUAUCCCAGCCCACCACCAACCUGGUUGCCGGCUGCCUGCAGCUCAAUCCUCGGACUUUUCUGCCUGAGCAGAACCAGGACAUGCCUCCGCACCUGCCGACUGCCAGCGCUUCUUUCCCGGUGCACCCCUACUCCUACCAGUCUCCGGGGCUGCCCAGCCCGCCCUACGGCACCAUGGACAGCUCCCAUGUCUUCCAUGUCAAGCCGCCGCCGCAUGCCUACAGCGCAGCGCUCGAGCCCUUCUUUGAGAGCCCUCUGACUGAUUGCACCAGCCCUUCCUUUGACGGACCCCUCAGCCCGCCGCUCAGCAUCAAUGGCAACUUCUCUUUCAAACACGAACCGUCCGCCGAGUUUGAGAAAAAUUAUGCCUUUACCAUGCACUAUCCUGCAGCGACCCUGGCAGGGGCCCAAAGCCACGGAUCAAUCUUCUCGGGCGCCGCUGCCCCUCGCUGUGACAUCCCUAUAGACAAUAUUAUGUCCUUCGAUAGCCAUUCACAUCAUGAGCGAGUCAUGAGUGCCCAGCUCAAUGCCAUCUUUCACGAUUAGAGGCACGUCAGUUUCACCGUCCCUGGGAAACGAACCCACUGUGCUUACAGUGACUGUCGUGUUUACAAAAGGCAGCCCUUUGGGUACUACUGCUGCAAAGUGCAAAUACCCCAAGCUUCAAGUGAUAUAUGUAUUUAUUGUCGUUACUGCCUUUGGUAGAAACAGGGGAUCAAAGUUCCUGUUCACUUUAUGUAUUAUUUUCUAUAGCUCUUCUAUUUUAAAAAAAAAUACAGUAAAGUUAAAAAAAUGCACCACAAAUUUGGUGCAGCUGUAUUCAGAGCAUAUUAAUUAUCUGAUCGGGAUAACAAAAUCACAAGCAAUAAUUAGGAUCUAUGCAAUUUUUAAACUAGUAAUGGGCCAAUUAAAAUAUAUAUAAAUAUAUAUUUUUCAACCAGCAUUUUACUACUUGUUACCUUUCCCAUGCUGAAUUAUUUUGUUGUGAUUUUGUACAGAAUUUUUAAUGACUUUUUAUAAUGUGGAUUUCCUAUUUUAAAACCAUGCAGCUUCAUCAAUUUUUAUACAUAUCAGAAAAGUAGAAUUAUAUCUAAUUUAUACAAAAUAAUUUAACUAAUUUAAACCAGCAGAAAAGUGCUUAGAAAGUUAUUGUGUUGCCUUAGCACUUCUUUCUUCUCUAAUUGUUAAAAAUAAUUGCACAAUUUGAGCAAUUCAUUUCACUUUAAAGUCUCUCCCUCUCCUUAAAAUGAUAACCAGAUCCAUAAUUCUUAAGAGGAUGAAUAAAAACAAGAGAUGUAUUCCCUAUCAAAACAUAUCAAUUCAAUACAUUACUUGCACAAGCUUGUAUAUACAUAUUAUAAACAAAUGCCAACGUACCCUUCUUUAAAUCAAAAGCUGCUUGACUAUCACAUACAAUUUGCACUGUUUCUUUUUAGUCUUCUACUCCUUCGCAUUCCAUGAUUUUACAGAGAAUCUGAAGCUAUUGAUGUUUCCAGAAAAUAUAAAUGCAUGAUUUUAUACAUAGUCACACAAAUGGUGGUUUGUCAUAUAUUCAUGUAAUGAAUCUGAGCCUAAAUCUAAUCAGGUUGUUGAUGUUGAGGUUUUUUUAUCUAUUGUAGUCAAUUAGUACAGUAGCUUAAAUAAAUUCAAACCAUUUAAUUCAUAAUUAGAACAAUAGCUAUUGCAUGUAAAAUGCAGUCCAGAAUAAGUGCUGUUUGAGAUGUGAUACUGGUACCACUGGAAUCGAUCUGUACUGUAAUCUUGUUUGUAAUCCUGUAUAUUAUGGUGUAAUGCACAAUUUAGAAAACACUCAUCCGGUUGCAAUAAAAUAGUAUUGAAAAUCUGA